Messenger RNA from Eurytemora carolleeae, 835 nucleotides. Its product is annotated as coatomer subunit zeta-1. The record is from RefSeq and is a predicted model, not a curated record. Gene Ontology annotation, cellular component: COPI vesicle coat. The coding region runs from base 3 to 575 and encodes 190 amino acids. NCBI's taxonomy places the organism in Eukaryota, Metazoa, Arthropoda, Copepoda, Calanoida, Temoridae. The transcript has 7 exons. Gene Ontology annotation, biological process: intra-Golgi vesicle-mediated transport; retrograde vesicle-mediated transport, Golgi to endoplasmic reticulum; intracellular protein transport.
AAAUGUUAUUUUUAGCUAUAUUUUCAGAAAAGAUGGGUUUGGAGGCCAUGCAUUUAGAACCUGCAUUAGAAACUAUCAAGGCGGUUCUGAUUCUCGAUAACAACGGUACAAGAAUUCUUGCAAAAUAUUAUGACAGCUCAGUUCUGAGUACUCCACAGGAACAGAAAAAAUUUGAGAAGAAUUUGUUCGGUAAAACGCAUAAGGCAAACAGUGAGAUUAUUAUGUACGAGGGGAUGACUUGUCUUUACAAGAGCAACGUUGAUCUUUUCUUCUAUAUUAUUGGAUCAGUACAUGAGAAUGAGCUUGUACUGAUGUCUGUACUGGAUUGUAUUUACAACUCCGUUUCUCAAAUCCUUCGGAAGAACGUAGAUAGGAGAUCUCUGCUAGAUAACCUAGAGGUGGUCAUGCUUGCCCUAGAUGAGAUGAUAGAUAACGGUAUUAUCCUUGAAGCAGACCCUGCUGCUCUCGUUGCUAGAGUUGCUCUUAGAGCAGAUGAUAUUCCUCUAGGAGAGCAAACUGUAGCACAGGUUUUACAGUCGGCCAAGGAACAAUUGAAGUGGUCUCUUCUCAAGUAAACAUCGGCGGCCAAUGAUAAAUCGUCAGCCAGCAAAAUAUUUUGGUGCACAGAAAUGUUCUAAAUUUAAGAUUCCUCUAAACUUUUAAACAAUUAUUUCUCAUAGCUUUAGUUCACAAUUUUGUCACACAAUAUGUUGUUGCAUUUAAUAUUUAAUUAUGAUUUUUAAUUUAUUUUGUUUUUUCCUACUUUUGUUAUAAAUGUUGUAAUCAAUGAUGGUAUUGAAAACAGUGAUAUUUUAAUAAAGAAAUUUUAUCCUAA